AAAAAAAAAGAAGAGGGGUGAAAUGUGAAGAUAAAGUCUUCUCUCUCCACAUUUUCUUUUCAAAACAAGACACCAAACUCUCUUCUUUUUCCUCUUUGCCAUUCACCCCCACCCCACCCUCCAUGCUCCCCCUUGACACACAUAUACACCCUAUAUAAAAGCAAGAACCAUCGCUCUAAAGAGAGAAACAGAGCUAUCUAUCAAUGGAGUUUGAUCUUGAGAAUCCAUUGCCACAUUCAAAUGACAUCUUCUCCUCAUUAUUCCACGUAGAGAUUGAUCACAUGCCUUCCAAGAGCUACAUCCAAACCUUAAUCUCAUCGAGCUCGUAUCUCUCCGUCCGCCGCCAAAUCUCCUCCUCGAUCUUCCAUAUCUCCCGUCAUUCCGAUCCCUUCCUCCCCUACCUAGCCGUUAACUACAUGGAUCGCUUCCUCUCCGCCCACCCCAUUCCGCAGGAUAAGAAGCCAUGGAUCUUCAGAUUAGUUGCGGUUUCCUGCAUUUCAUUAGCACUCAAAAUGAUGAAAACAGAGUACUCUGUUUUCGAUCUCGAUGAUGGAGGUUUGGUGUUCGAUUCUCUUACAAUCGAGAGAAUGGAGAUGCUGAUCCUCGGAGCUCUGAAAUGGCGGAUGCGUUCCGUCAGUCCCUUUUCGUUUCUCGGUUACUUCGUCUCGUUUUUCGACUCCGGCGACGAUGAAUCCGUUCAGGCUUUGAAAAACAGGGGAACUCAGAUUAUUUUGAAAUCUCAGAGUGAUAUCAAAUUACUCGAGUUCAAGCCGUCGAUCGUCUCCGCCUCGGCCCUUCUCUUGGCAUCUCGCGAGUUUUCCCCUACACAGUUUGAACCGUUCCGAGAUGCCAUAUGCAGUUGCAUUUAUGCGAUUAAGGAGGAAUUGCAGCAUUGUUAUGAUGUGAUGGCGGAGGCGGAGGCGGAGGCCGGGUGUGAGGUGCCCUCAACGUUCGCGUCGGAGUCAUUAACGCCGCCCAAUGUGCUCGACUUCAGCUGCUCCAUCUCAGAGACAGAUAGCAAUCAAAUGAGUGAGGGAGUGAUUGAGAAUUCCGCCACUAAUAAAUCGACUCAGCUUUCUCAGGGGGAAAUCAGUGACUAGUAGUGUUACAUUUGAUGAGAGAGGGACGUCAGCAAAUGGCAGGGGUAUUUUUGUCUUUUCAUCCCGAUGGCGAAUGGGCGGGCUCCGGCGGUUUUAGUCUGUCUCGGUUGGUUUCUGAUUUGAAUGGAUGAAUAUUUUUCGCGUUGGAACAAUGUUAUUUUGGUGAAUCGGAUUAUUUUCUUUCGCAUUGGGAUGAUCGCGUGUUCAAAUUUUGUGCGUAGAGAUAUUGCAUCUUUGGAUUUAGAUUAGUACACAGCACUUGCGUGGUGUAUAGGGAGAUCUUUGAUAGUAGGCAACUUUUAAAAUCAAAAUCGAAUCUUUUAUAACAGAGGUAAAAAUUCUCCUCCGUCCCCAUUAAUUGUCACUCUUUUCUA
Messenger RNA from Salvia splendens (bonfire salvia), 1474 nucleotides. RefSeq names its product putative cyclin-D6-1. The coding region runs from base 204 to 1100 and encodes 298 amino acids. The record is from RefSeq and is a predicted model, not a curated record. NCBI's taxonomy places the organism in Eukaryota, Viridiplantae, Streptophyta, Magnoliopsida, Lamiales, Lamiaceae. The transcript is spliced from 5 exons.